Messenger RNA from Lepisosteus oculatus (spotted gar), 2218 nucleotides. RefSeq names its product annexin A13-like. The record is from RefSeq and is a predicted model, not a curated record. Gene Ontology annotation, cellular component: cytoplasm. Gene Ontology annotation, molecular function: calcium-dependent phospholipid binding; calcium ion binding. Lineage: Eukaryota; Metazoa; Chordata; Actinopteri; Semionotiformes; Lepisosteidae.
GUCAGUGUUGUUACCCUGUGAAGCUGCGCUCCAGUCCCACCCAGAGCACGUCAUCUGCGCGCAGAGCUCUGGCCAGCAGAGGAGAAGACGGGCGCUCUGCAGUACUGACUGGCGGCCGGGCUGCAGCUUGUAGCGGAGGGACCAGCAUCGCAAACAUGGGCAACAUCCAACCUACCAUUGUGGACUAUCCUGACUUUGAGGUAGUGGCUGACAUUAAAGCAAUUCGCAAAGCCUGCAAAGGACUAGGGACUGAUGAGGAAGCGAUUAUUGACAUUUUAGCCAACCGAUCCAGUGCUCAGCGGCUGGAAAUUAAGCAGGCAUAUUACGAGAAGUACGAUGAUGAACUCGUGGAGGUCCUGAAGAAGGAGCUGUCAGGCAGCUUUGAAAAGGGGAUCAUCGCAAUGCUCGACUCGCCCACUGUACUGGCUGCAAAACAGCUGCGGGCGGCGAUGAAGGGCCCAGGAACUGACGAGGACGUUCUGGUUGAAAUUCUGUGCACCAGAACCAAUGAGGAGGUCAAAGCUGUAAACAAUGCCUACAAUGAAUUGUUUGAGAGGGACCUGCAGGAGGACAUAGAGGGAGACACCAGUGGGGAUGUGAGAAACUUGCUGUUGACUUUACUAGAGGCCGACAGGGAUGAAGGCUUCGAGGUGGAUGAGGCACUGGCUGAAGCAGAUGCCACUCACCUUUUUGAGGCUGGAGAGGGAAGGUUUGGGACAGAUGAGUCAACCUUUACCAACAUCCUGGCCAAGAGGAACUACCUGCAGCUGCAGGCCACCUUCAAAGUGUAUGAGUCGCUUUCAGGGAACGACAUUAAGGAUGCCAUCAAGAGUGAAGCUUCAGGAACUUUGAAGGACUGUUACAUCACUUUGGUCAGGUGUGCGAAAAAUCUGCAGCUGUACUUUGCCCGGCGUCUACACCACGCCAUGAACGGAGUGGGAACUGAUGAGGACACACUCAUCCGCAUCAUUGUGGGCCGUUCAGAGAUCGAUCUGGAGACAAUAAAGGAUAUGUACUCUGAGAAGUAUGACGUAUCUCUGAAGGAUGCCUUGUGCUCCGAGUGUGGGGGUGAUUUUAAAAGGCUCCUUUUGAGAAUCCUGCACUAAACGGCCAGGGGUUCUUGCACCUCCCAAUGACCCACCUGCUGCCAAGUCUUCAAGGGAUUUUAAGCGACAGCCAGUGACUGAAGUCCACUGUUAACUACUGUGCAUACACCUUUUGUAAAUUGUUUUUCUGUGCAUGUCUCACAUAACACAUUCCUAAUUUUAAAUUAACAAUUUAACAAUUGCUGACAACUUGAAGUGAUGUUAAUGUGAACGCUUUUUAUGAAUGUCUGUCCUCUGCCCUAUAAGGAAGAGUUGCUAACUUUAACAUGAAUACUUAACAAAUGAGGUUUUUUAGUAGAGUGUUGAAUUCAAAUAGAUCAUACUCGUUACAGCACCAUCAGCUGGAUAGUGGAAUCAGUUAUGACCAGGAAAGAGAGGACUUCUAAACUGAACUCCCACAGCUCAGAGCUAAAUGCGACUCUCCUGUUGGUCCUUUCAUUGGCUCUCUUCUGACUGACUACUAUGACAAAUAUUUGAAUUCUACUCUACUCUGACCUGUUUUAUGAGUAAAAAUUAAAAAGUAAUUGCAAGACUGUAACAUAAAAUUGAGUACACAACAGAUUUGUGAAUAAACAAAAAUGAUCAGCUAGCUGUGCUUGACAGACCUGCAAGGUCUGUGAAGAAUGACUCUGGGCAGUGCUGAUGGUGUUGGGGUGUGGGAAUCCCAUCCUGUUUGUCAGAUGUCAGUGAACCAUGUGUACUGGAUGUGCUGCUUUCCAGAACUGCGCAAAGUCAGAAUAAUCAUUAAAGUUAUUUUUGCAGGAGUGGCAGCACAAGGAAAUUUUAUAUUUAUUGAAGUAAAUUCACUGGUAGAAGAACUACUGGAGCUAUAUUAGUAGUCAGACUUCCAUUUUCUGUUUCUCAUCAAGGAAACAUUUUUUUAAAUAGCUCCUAAGUGUGUCCAUUGUAAUCUGUUGCACUGCUUUUGGAAUAGGUGAAAACUAUUAGAAGUAAUCUUCUACUUUGCAGAAGUGUGGGUAACUACUGUAAUGGCAGGAAGUUGGUCUAGAUUGUAAAGCACAGGCAGGGACCAAAUACUAACCUCAGUCUCGCUACACAUGAAACUUUCUACUUUCUGCUCUAAAGGCAGCAUUAAACAUUAGAACAAACAA